ACCUGUAGUGCCAUCGCUAAUACACAAAAAGUAUAAAAUAAACAAAAGGAGAAAGUGGCCGUUGCUGCAUUUUUAAACAUUGAGACUUUGGAAACGCCACAAUGCGCGACUGGAUGCCGGUGCUAUUCUGCGGCCUGUCCGUGCCGCUCUCCCUGUUCAUGUGGCUGGGCAACGUGGCAGUGUCCCGGCUCUGGAGCAGCGACUUUGAAGAGUCACGGGUGAUUCCGCCCGUGCGCUGGCUCUUCUCCACGAUGGCCCCUCUGGCCCUCAUGACGGUGGCGCUGAAGCGGCGCAGCGUCAACCGGUCGGGGGCCGCGCUGGGCAUUCUUGUGGCCUUCGUGCUGUCCAUCGCCAGCCAUCCGUUCUUCGCCAGCCUGGUGGUGUUCUUCUUUAGUUCGUCGCGCGCCACCAAGUUCCGGGCCCACAUGAAGCGACGCUUUGAGAGCGAUUUCCGUGAAGGCGAGGGCCAACGCAACUGGGUUCAGGUGCUCUGCAAUGGCGGCAUGGCCGCCCAGCUGGCUCUGCUCUACCUGCUGGACUGCGGCUGUGGUGAACGGACCGUGGAUUUUGCCAGGGAGUACCGCUCCAGCUGGCUGGGAGUGGCCGUGAUGAGUGCCUUUGCCUGCUGCAACGGCGACACCUGGUCCAGCGAACUGGGCAGCGUGCUUUCGCGCCGGGAUCCGGUCUCCAUACUCACCUGGCGACGCGUGCCGCGCGGCACCAACGGUGGCGUUUCGCUGGCCGGCAUUGUCGUGAGCCUGCUGGGAGGAUUGCUGGUGGGCUUCGGUUACUUCGUCACCUUACGCUACACGGUGGAGGCCAAAAUGCUGCUGGUCAGCCCGCCGCAAUGGCCGAUCAUUUUGUUUGGCGGCAUUGCUGGCUUAUUUGGAUCCCUGCUCGACUCGGUCCUAGGCGGCCUGCUGCAGUACUCGGGCAUCAAUGAGGACGGCAAGAUUGUGGAUGCACCCGGCAAGGGGGUGCGCCAUGUCAGCGGACUGCGUAUCCUGGACAAUCACAGCGUUAACCUUAUUUCCAGCAUUGUCACCGGCGUCACCAUUCCCGUCCUGGCCCAGAAGUACUGGCCCGUGCGCUGAGCACCCGUCUCUGUUGUCUGUUACUCACUAGUAAUAAGCAUUUCUAGCCCCGCUAAAGGAUAACUAAGUUAAAGAUCAAGGAAAUGGCUUAAAAAUCGUCUGAAUUUGUCGCUUUAAAGCUCGUUUGUUAACAAUUAGUAAUAAGUCUUUGAGAUUGUAAGAUCUGUUUUCAAUGUAUCACUUUAAAGGGGCAGGCUCUAUAAUAGUUACAUAUAUUUUUGUAAAGCUUCCACGGCGCCAAGCGAACUAACUGACUAAAAAGAAGACUUGAUAGGAACAACAACGACUGGACAGAUGCAGCGGGAUGGGUUAAGGCAAGCUAUAAUGUAUCUUAAGCUAAGGUAGUUCGCUACAGAUGUAUGUUCCUCAGGAGAUAACUUUCUAGGCCCUGCGACUGUCCAUUUAGAUUUUAAAUAAAACAAACUAUUAAAAGC
Messenger RNA from Drosophila kikkawai, 1528 nucleotides. Its product is annotated as transmembrane protein 19. The record is from RefSeq and is a predicted model, not a curated record. NCBI's taxonomy places the organism in Eukaryota, Metazoa, Arthropoda, Insecta, Diptera, Drosophilidae. Gene Ontology annotation, cellular component: membrane.